This is a messenger RNA of Acipenser ruthenus (sterlet), 2558 nucleotides long. RefSeq names its product splicing factor 45. NCBI's taxonomy places the organism in Eukaryota, Metazoa, Chordata, Actinopteri, Acipenseriformes, Acipenseridae. Gene Ontology annotation, molecular function: RNA binding. Gene Ontology annotation, biological process: mRNA cis splicing, via spliceosome; alternative mRNA splicing, via spliceosome. The transcript has 13 exons. Gene Ontology annotation, cellular component: precatalytic spliceosome. The record is from RefSeq and is a predicted model, not a curated record. The coding region runs from base 170 to 1444 and encodes 424 amino acids.
UAAUGAUUCUUUCCUAACUCCUUGCAAUUCGGACUCGUCGCUUUUGUUUAUUGAAUGUGUGAGCGACACAUUUACCCAACAGAAAAUAGGGCACGAGAAGUCCAUGUCUUCAUAGUUAUGCUGUAAGGGUGUGUUUUUAUUAAGCCAGCUGUCUCAGAACUGCAGGAAAAUGUCCCUUUAUGAUGACCUGGGAGUUGAGACCAGUGAUUCAAAAACUGAAGGCUGGUCCAAAAACUUCAAACUGCUUCAGUCCCAGCUUCAGGUGAAGAAAGCAGCACUCACACAGGCAAAGAGUCAGCGCACAAAGCAGAGUUCUGUCCUCGCCCCAGUGAUUGAUUUGAAGAGAGGCAGCUCCAGUGAUGACAGACAGAUUCAGGAUACUCCUCCACACAUAGCUGCUGGAUUAAAGGACUCUGUGCCAAGUGGAUUCUCAUCAGGAGAGGUGUUGAUCCCCUUAGCUGAUGAAUAUGACCCUAUGUUUCCCAACGACUACGAGAAGGUUGUUAAACGACAUCGAGAGGAGAGGCAGAGACAGAGAGAGCUGGAGAGACAGAAAGAGAUUGAAGAGAGAGAAAAGAGGCGGAAAGACAGACAUGAAGCAACUCCCACUGGAUUCUCCAGGAGGCCUGAUCCUGAAUCUGACGAAGAUGAGGACUUUGAAAGAGAAAGACAGAAAAGAGGUAUGGGAGGAGCAGCAAUCGCACCACCAACAUCCCUGGUUGAAAAGGACAGAGAACUUAUUGCUGCAACGUAUCCAUAUGAAGAAGAGGUCAGGCCUCGUAUUCCCUCUUCUAAAGCGGCAAUUCCUCCUCCGAUGUAUGAUGAACCAGAGAGACCCCGCUCACCACCAGGGCCCACCAAUUCCUUUCUUGCUCACAUGGGAGGCACUGUUGCCCACAAAAUCAUGCAGAAAUAUGGUUUCCGAGAGGGUCAAGGUCUUGGAAAACAUGAACAGGGUCUGAGUACUGCCCUUUCUGUAGAGAAAACGAGCAAGAGAGGAGGAAAGAUCAUCGUCGGGGAUGCUGCAGACAAGUCAGCAGCAGCAAGUCAGCCCAUAGUGCCUGUGAGCGAAAUGAACAUGUGGAAUACAGUGGAUGCAUCUAAAAAAUCAGAUAGUAACCCAUUAACAGAGAUCUUGAAGUUCCCUACAAAAGUUGUGUUACUGAGGAAUAUGGUGGGCAGCGGAGAAGUGGAUGAAGACCUGGAAGGUGAAACCAAGGAGGAAUGUGAAAAAUAUGGCAAAGUUGUGAAAUGUGUUAUUUUCGAGAUUCCUGGAGUAAAUGAUGAUGCAGCUGUGAGAAUAUUCCUAGAAUUUGAAAGGGUGGAGUCUGCCAUAAAAGCUGUCGUUGACUUAAAUGGAAGAUACUUUGGAGGACGUGUUGUCAAAGCAUGUUUCUACAACCUGGAUAAAUUUAGAGUCUUGGACCUUGGUGAACAGAUGUGAUCAACCUCCACUCAGCAGUCUGUUGCUUAUUUUACACCAUGAAGCGAUACAUUUUAUAUGGACUAUCCCAAGCUUGGAAGGAAGUGGUGGAAAAACUUUUAAAGAACUCUAAGUUUAUUGUUUUUAUGGUUAUUUGUUCCACAAAUAUAAGUAAUUAUUACUUUUUUUUAUUUUUGUAGCUUUGAAGUGUAGUGUUGUGAUCAGUUUUUCAAUUUGUUUUUGUUUGUUUUUAUAAAAAGAUGGAGCAAACAUGUGCUGUUUAUCUUGAUUUCGCUUUGUAACACAAAUCUAUCCCAGCUCACAAAGGUGAAAACAUAUUGAACUAUAACAUCUGGUCAUUUAUAAAUAAAAUCCAUUAAAUAUUGUCAAAAAAAUAAACAUUUUUUUUCUUCAUACUUUGUAUAAUACUUUGAUGUUAAGUUUCAAUCUUGCUUUUAUCACACAUGAUGAUAAUGUAAACAUGUAAGUAAAAUGAAUUUUGUUCUUCCUCUUUCUGGAAACCUGUAUUGUUGAAUUGUUUAACAAGUUUGUUACCUGUUGAGUGAUAUCUUUGCUGUGUUUUAUUUAUUUAUUUAACAGCCCCAUUGCCAGGUGUUGGCUUAUCUAAUUAGUUAAACUGACUCACAGUAGUGGAUGAGCCAAUGCCCAUCAGUCUUAAACAUUCAGUAUCCUUGACUUAGUCUAAGGAAAGCCAUAUGACCUCAGUAAUAUUUGCUGAGAUUAAAAUAUAUAUAUUUGUAUUGCUCUAUAACUAUUACAACAUGAUAUGAAGUAUUCCUUAUCAUUUUUGUCCUCUUGUAGUGUUGCAAAGCAAAUGACAACCUUUUCCUUGAGAUAGGGUCAUCACGUUUUACACAUCACAAAUGGUGGAGUAAACAUUUUUUAAGUAUAUCGAGGUUUGUCUGACCUGUUUUAUACCACCCACACAUUGUCUAGUUAUAUAAUAAUUAAAAAAACAAAAAAACAGUUGUGUAUUCCACUUAUGUUAAAUCAGAGAUUUCUGUUUUUUGUGUAUUGGAGCUUUUGUAGUUUAGUAGUAGUGUACUUGUAUUACGAAUGUAAACACAGGCUGUUAAUGUUUUUGGACAAACAAAUAUAUAAAAAUGGCAAGUCA